Drosophila takahashii is the source of this 2018-nucleotide messenger RNA. RefSeq names its product fructose-bisphosphate aldolase (gene Ald1). The record is from RefSeq and is a predicted model, not a curated record. Gene Ontology annotation, cellular component: cytosol. Gene Ontology annotation, molecular function: fructose-bisphosphate aldolase activity. Gene Ontology annotation, biological process: fructose 1,6-bisphosphate metabolic process; glycolytic process. Lineage: Eukaryota; Metazoa; Arthropoda; Insecta; Diptera; Drosophilidae.
CUUUUGGGGUCUCGCUCGCCAUGUCUCGCUUAUUUCGCUUUGGAAUUUCACGUUGACGGCGCCGUCGCAGUCGCAGUCAGCGGUAGCAGAGCCAUCGGCAGAGGCAGCAGCGACUCGAUUCGAGCUGAAAAUAAAAGCGUUAACCGCUCUCCUCCAGUGCAGCAGCAGCAGCGGACCCAGCCAGUAGCCAGCAGCUAAAUCACCACAUCCCAGAUUCAGUUUCCAGUUCGAACUACACUCGAAUCUCAAAAAUGACCACCUACUUCAACUACCCCAGCAAGGAGCUGCAGGAUGAGCUGAGGACCAUCGCCCAGAAGAUCGUGGCUCCCGGCAAGGGAAUCCUCGCCGCCGACGAGUCGGGCCCCACCAUGGGCAAGCGUCUGCAGGACAUCGGCGUGGAGAACACCGAGGACAACCGCCGUGCCUACCGUCAGCUGUUGUUCAGCACCGACCCCAAGCUGGCCGAGAACAUCUCCGGCGUGAUCCUGUUCCACGAGACCCUCUACCAGAAGGACGACGCCGGCGUCCCCUUCGCCGACAUCCUGAAGAAGAAGGGCAUCAUUCUGGGCAUCAAGGUCGACAAGGGUGUCGUGCCACUGUUCGGCUCCGAGGACGAGGUGACCACCCAGGGCCUCGAUGACCUGGCCGCCCGUUGCGCCCAGUACAAGAAGGACGGCUGCGACUUCGCCAAGUGGCGUUGCGUGCUGAAGAUCGGCAAGAACACCCCGUCCUACCAGUCGAUCCUCGAGAACGCCAACGUUCUGGCCCGCUACGCCUCCAUCUGCCAGUCGCAGCGCAUCGUGCCCAUUGUGGAGCCCGAGAUCCUGCCCGAUGGCGACCACGAUCUGGACCGCACCCAGAAGGUCACCGAGACCGUGCUGGCCGCCGUCUACAAGGCGCUGAGCGACCACCACGUCUACCUGGAGGGCACUCUGCUGAAGCCCAACAUGGUCACCGCCGGUCAGUCGGCCAAGAAGAACACCCCCGAGGAGAUCGCCCUGGCCACCGUGCAGGCCCUGCGCCGCACCGUCCCCGCCGCCGUCACCGGCAUUACCUUCCUGUCCGGAGGUCAGUCCGAGGAGGAGGCCACCGUCAACCUGAGCGCCAUCAACCAGGUGCCCCUGCUCCGCCCAUGGGCCCUGACCUUCUCCUACGGCCGUGCCCUCCAGGCCUCCGUCCUGCGUGCCUGGGGUGGCAAGAAGGAGAACAUCGCCGCCGGCCAGAACGAGCUGCUUAAGCGUGCUAAGGCCAACGGUGAUGCUGCUCAGGGCAAGUACGUUGCCGGAAGCGCUGGUGCCGGAUCCGGAUCCCUGUUCGUGGCCAACCACGCCUACUAAGGCGUUUGGCAGGACCUUGUCUACACACAAACAAGCAGAAACGCAACUACAUACAACUAACUACGAAGCAGAUUGCUGGAAACGUUUGGCAGUUUUCUUUAUUUUUUUGUCUUAGUCUCGAGAGCUAAGCAAAGCAAGCAUUAAAAAAAACCAAAAAAAAAAAACAAAGAAGGAUAACAAUUUCAAAACAUGUUAUAUAUAUGUAGUACGUCAAAAUCUUUCAAUUUAAUUAUAUGCUAAAAAUAUUUUAGAGAACAACUAAAUGAUGAGUGCAGAAGAAGAAAGGAAUGAUUAUGUUUGAUGGAGAAGCAAUUUUAUCUUUAGUUUUAAGCACAUGAACCUAUUAUUGUUGAAGUUAUGAAAUUUCUAUUUUAUUAUUACUAUGAUUAUGAAAGAUUUCAAUGUGAACAAGCUAAAUAUGUCGUAAAUCGUUAAGUUAAAAACACAUUUUAUAGUGAAAACAACAGCAAUCCACUAUCAGCAACAUCGAAAAAUGUAAAAGUCUUGAGACAUUGAAAUCGCCCAACGUUUUAUGAAAUUUUUUAAUAUUUUAUAAAAAGAUCCUCUAUGAAAACCAAUGUUUUACCAUUAUUAUUAUUAUUAAACUUUAUAUUUAUGAUCGAUAAGUAUAAGUGAAACAAAUGACGCAAAUAAACAAACACAUUACAAUAAACCCGAAAA